AUGGGAGACUGGUUGCCAAGCACGCUGCGUUUGACGCUCAUGUUCUACUGUAUCAUGAGCCGCUCGCAAUCGGUUUACAGCUUUUGUGGCGGCCAAUCUGAGUUCUGCCCCAAAUAUCAACUAUAUCCUCCCCUACGGAUCCAUCCUCCCAGGAAGAGCCCGCAUCGGCUUGAUCCUCUAUCCAUGAAGAUCAAAGUGGGCAUUGUAGGCUUACCCAAUGUUGGGAAGAGCACUCUCUUCAACGCUCUUUCCAGAAAGUCGAUUGCCCAGGCUGAAAAUUUUCCUUUUUGCACCAUUGAGCCCAACGUUGCUCUCAUUGCUGUUCCAGACCCCAAUUUGCCAGCAUUGGCCGCAUUGGCCGCCAGCAACAAGGCGGUUCCUGCGACAAUGGAAUUUGUGGAUGUGGCAGGACUGGUAGCAGGUGCAUCCAGAGGCGAAGGUCUGGGCAACCGGUUCUUGGCAACCAUACGAGAGUGCAACGCGAUUUGUCACCUUGUUCGGUACUUUGACGACAAUCAAAUUGUCCAUGUUGACGGCCGUGUCGACCCCCGAAAAGACGCCGAAGUGGUAAAUUUGGAAUUAGUCCUGGCAGAUAUUGCACACAUUGAAAGACGCCUGGAAAAGACUACAUGCCAAGGGGUGGAACGCGAGACUCUUGAGUCAUUACUCCCCGAGCUGCACAAGGGAAUCCCGGCAAGAAGUGUGGGCCUUUCCCCUAGUGGAGUGUUUGCUAUCAAAUCCAUGGGACUGUUGACGCUGAAGCCUGUCAUUUACGUUUUUAAUGUGGAUGAAGUUGACUUUUUGUUGGCAAAAGAAGACACCAUGGCGAAUGCUGGUCAAAUUGUGGGCGAGAUUCAGUACUGCGACCCUAGCCGCGCUACUUUUACUGUCGUGAGCGCCAAACUAGAAGCAAAGAUUGCCUCUCUUGCAGAUGAGAAGGCUCAGCGAGAGUACUUGGUUGGAAUGGGUGUAGAUUUGGAUGACAAGGCUCCAUUGGAUGACCUUAUGAGCUACAGCGUUCUUCCCUCGAUGGUGAAAGAUUUGCUAAAUCUGUUCCUGGUUUACACGGGGCCAGGAGUUCCACCUGAGCGGUCUCGGACCACCAAAGCUUAUCUGUUCUCCAAGCAUCAGCCACCAAAUUGUGUGCAGCUUGCCGGGAGACUUCAUGGGGACAUUCAAAAAGGAUUUAUCCGUGCGGAGGUCGUUCCUGCCUCUGUCCUACUACAGUAUUCCAAUUACAAUGAAGCAAGAGCAGGCGGGGCCAUUCGAACAGAGGGCAAAGACUCAACCUUGAACGAAGACGAUGUUGUGAUGAUCAAGUGGAGAUAG
Messenger RNA from Seminavis robusta, 1329 nucleotides. Lineage: Eukaryota; Bacillariophyta; Bacillariophyceae; Naviculales; Naviculaceae. The record is from the annotation of a GenBank genome assembly.